AUGCGUUACCAAGGAAAGGCCAGUGCACGAUGCAGCACGUACAAGCCAUCCAUCCAAGACAAGGAAAGGGAAGGAAGGGGAAACUACGGAGUACAGUAUAAAGGGAGGGAGGGAGUGAUGGACACUAGUCAACGGGAUACUACCAAGCGUUUACAAACUACACGAACGGCAGCCGCUACAAAAUUAUAG
Molecule: messenger RNA, 189 nt
Organism: Sclerotinia sclerotiorum 1980 UF-70
Lineage: Eukaryota; Fungi; Ascomycota; Leotiomycetes; Helotiales; Sclerotiniaceae
Exons: 3
Coding region: 1-189 (62 amino acids)
Source: RefSeq, a predicted model, not a curated record